UGUUUCACACUUUAUCAUGUACUUUAAUGUGUUUUAUUUGGAUUUUAAUUCGGUAGGCUAAACAUGAAGAAUUGUGAAGUGAAAGGAAAACUUCACAAGUUUUUCUUUUAGUAAUGACAAUCUGAGUGUGGUCUGCAUAUGUGUUAACCCUCUUUACUCUGAUGUGCUAAAAUAAAAUUCAAUGCUACCAACUGCCUUCACAGGUCUUAAGUAAAUAAUCACCUUUAUUUUGACUCAGCUACAGAGAGAAAGUUAUGGAGAGGUUUACAGCAAGUUAUGUUCAGUCCAUCAUCUGAACAUGGAAAGACCAACUGCAAACCUACUGAGACAUGGCUGUCCACUUAAAUUGACAGACUGAGCAAGGAGAGCAUUAAUCAGUGCAGCCAAGAAACCAAUGGUAGCUCUGGAAGAGCUGGAGAAAUCCACUCAGUCCCCUUGUCCAGACUCACCUUCCCCUCCAGGGGCAGAGUCAUCCAGCAGGCUUCUGUCACACGAUGAAGGCUUCCAAGUUUCCCCAUCUCGUAAAGAGUCCAGGAAAAGGCUUGCUUCCUUCCCCACAUAUGUAGAAGUGCCUGGCCCUUGUGAUCCAGAUGACCUGAUUGAUGGGAUCAUCUUUGCAGCCAGCUGUCUUGGUUCCACACAGCUGUUAUCAGAGAAGACACCAUCGAAGAACAUCCGUAUGAUGCAAGCACAGGAAGCAGUUAGCUGCAUCAAGGCUGAGCCUCAGCCCAUAACAGAGGUGGAUAUCUUCAUCUCCACUCAGAGAAUCAAGGUGCUCAAUGCUGACUCCCAGGAAACCAUGAUAGACCACGCUUUGCGAACCAUCUCUUACAUUGCUGAUAUUGGCAACAUUGUGGUUUUGAUGGCCAGGCGAAGGUUGCCUCACUGUGACUCUCAGGAAAAUGUGGAGGUCUCGGACCCAAGCCAGGACAGCAAGCAUCAACACAAGAUGAUAUGCCAUGUGUUUGAAUCUGAGGAUGCCCAGAUGAUUGCUCAGUCCAUUGGCCAGGCCUUUAGUGUGGCAUACCAGGAAUUCCUGAGGGCAAAUGGGAUCAACCCUGAGGACCUUACUCAGACAGAAUACAGUGACCUACUUAGCACUCAGGACAUGUAUAAUGAGGAUCUUGUUCACUUCUCCAGGUCUGAAAACUGCAAAGAUGUGUUUAUAGAAAAAGUUAAAGGCGAGAUUCUGGGUGUGGUCAUCGUGGAGAGUGGAUGGGGCUCCAUUCUACCUACUGUCAUCAUUGCCAACAUGAUGCAUGCUGGGCCAGCCGAGAGAUCUGGCAAAGUCAACAUAGGGGAUCAGAUAAUGUCAGUCAAUGGAACCAGUCUGAUUGGACUACCCCUGUCAACUUGCCAGAGCAUCAUAAAGGGUCUAAAGGACCAGUCUCAGAUCAAGCUGAAUAUUGUCAGAUGUCCUCCAGUGACUACAGUUCUUAUCAGACGGCCAGAUGUGCGCUACCAGCUGGGAUUCAGUGUCCAGAAUGGCAUUAUUUGUAGCCUUAUGCGUGGUGGCAUUGCUGAAAGAGGAGGUGUAAGAGUGGGUCACCGUAUCAUUGAGAUCAAUAGUCAAAGCGUGGUGGCAACUCCUCAUGAAAAAAUUGUCCAGAUCCUGUCCAAGGCUGUGGGAAAGAUUCACAUGAAGACCAUGCCGGCUGCAAUGUAUCGCCUGCUGACCGCCCAGGAGCAGCCUCUCUACAUUUGAAAAGCCUUUCACACUUUAAACCCACUCCUGAAGCUUCUUUCACUCUUUCAGCAUUUCUUACUACGUAAAUUGUUAGUUCACUUGUUCAGUUACUUUCUUGUCCCGUGUUAACUUAAAACCAAAAUUAUUCAUCUGUAUUUACUAUAAGACCUUCCUCUUUUGGGUUUCUUACUGUAGAAAAGGAUGAUUGCACUUUACUGAAUGUGAGCUUCCAGUUGUACAAAAACCUAAAAUUGUUUUUUGUGAUUUGGUAUUGAUGUUUGAAGAGUUAACUUAAACUUUAAUAUAGAAACAUUAUGGUAUCCCUUCACUGUUUAGGCAACUAAGAGUUGUUUGAAAUAUGAAAAUAAAACCAUUCUCUCAUCGCG
Messenger RNA from Girardinichthys multiradiatus, 2073 nucleotides. RefSeq names its product amyloid-beta A4 precursor protein-binding family A member 1-like. Gene Ontology annotation, molecular function: protein binding; amyloid-beta binding. The coding region runs from base 395 to 1705 and encodes 436 amino acids. Gene Ontology annotation, cellular component: plasma membrane; dendritic spine; cytoplasm. The transcript is spliced from 11 exons. Gene Ontology annotation, biological process: chemical synaptic transmission. NCBI's taxonomy places the organism in Eukaryota, Metazoa, Chordata, Actinopteri, Cyprinodontiformes, Goodeidae. The record is from RefSeq and is a predicted model, not a curated record.